Closterium sp. Yama58-4 is the source of this 3771-nucleotide messenger RNA. NCBI's taxonomy places the organism in Eukaryota, Viridiplantae, Streptophyta, Zygnematophyceae, Desmidiales, Closteriaceae. The record is from the annotation of a GenBank genome assembly.
AUGGAGGUGCAUGUGUCUCUGCGGGCGCCCAACGGCUGUGUGCUGUCGGCACAUGAUGACGGGUCGCUCCGCGCAGAUACGCCGACAGAUGCCGCCCUGCUGGACUGCCACGUGUUCCGCGUCACCAGGAACGUCCGCUCGGGGAAAUUCGCCUUCUAUUCCAUGAGCAACGAGCGCUACCUACGGGCCCUGCAGCCAUCGCUCCUCUUCACCUCCAUGGUGCAGGGAGAAGCAGAGACCUUCUCCAUCCGCCGCCUGGACAUGCUCCCCAAGUUCCUGGGAGUCAACUUGGGUGGCUGGCUCGUGGCUGAGGCAUGGAUGUGCCCUCCCGCUCUCUUUGACGGGGUAUUCACUGAUCUAUUGGACGGCACAUCCAUCCAGCUACAGUCCGUGGACGGCAAGUGGGUGGCAGCGAAGGGAGGGGGCGGCGACCAACUCAGAGCCAACAGAGACGCUGCCAGCGCGUGGGAGACGUUUUUUCUUCGCCGGGCAGACCACGGCGCUUUUUUCAUCCGGGCAGGCAGCGGGCACUUCUGGAGCGUGGAUGCUGCGAGUGGCGAGGUGUUCGCAAACAAGGAGGACGAGGAGGAGGGCGAGAUGUUUUGGGUGCGGCACAAGCUAGGGGAGGAGGGCACGGUGCAGCUGAGAGCGGCCAAUGGCAACUGGGUACAAGCUCUGGACGACGGCAGGCUUAUAGCGGAUAUCGACGAGGACGCCCCUGGAUGGGACACCACAUGCACAUUCACCCUGAGUAAACUCGCAGACAUGGGAGGGGAGGCGCAGCUGAUGCUGGCGCUGGGGCGGGAGGAGGCGGAGCGGAGGCUGCAGCAGCACCGGGAGGAGUGGGUGGGGGAGGGCGACUUUGAGUGGCUGGCAAAACAAGGGGUGAAUGCUGUGCGGAUACCUGUGGGCUGGUGGGUUGCUGUGGAUCCCACUCCAGAGGAAUUUGUUGAAGGGGCGUUGGAUCUCUUGGAUAAGGCCUUGGACUGGGCGCACACACACAGCAUCCGCGUUAUAGUGUGUCUGCAUGCAGCCCCCGGGUCGCAGAACGGUUGGGAGCACAGUGCAAGUCGAGACGGCAUUCCCAUGUGGGGCAAGCCCGGCACGCCUUACAUUGAUGAGACAGUCGAUGCCGUCCGCUUCCUCGUGCAACGGUAUGCAUCACACCCAGCUUUUGCAGGGCUAGAGCCAAUCAAUGAGCCGAGGGCUGACGCAGUCUCGUUUGACGACCUCUCACGCUAUUAUGAGCGGUGCUAUGCGGUGCUGAGGGAACACUCGCCCUCCGCCUACUUUGUCAUUUCUGGGAGAAUCUUUGCCAACGAGAGGGAAUGGGACGAUUUCAUGACAAGUGCGCAGUACACGAAUGUGAUUUACGAUGCACACUGGUACCAGGUGCACGACCAUGCGGAGUUUGGGUCCCAGUCGGUGGACUUCAAUCUGCAGUACCCCUCGAAGCAGCGCGCUGCUGCUCUCAGCCUGCUGGAAAGAGGGCAGCGACUCGUGUUUGUGGGAGAGUGGUCUCUGGCUCUGCUAUGCGACACAAGUGACGACAUCAACACUCGUUUCGCCAAGGCACAGCUACAGGCGUACCUCGCGUCGUCUGCAGGUUCGUUCUUCUGGUCGCUGAAACACGGGCAGGGGUGGGACCCCUGGAGCUUCAAGGCGAGUGUGGAGCGUCGGUGGAUGACUCCUGCUCUCUGGCCUUGGUCCCGCUCCCCGUUGCUUGCAUCCUCUCCUGGGGCUGCGGCUUCUCCAAAGAGACGCCGGCUGCACGAUCUCCUCCAGCAGCUCUCCGCAGCACAGACCCUUGACGAGAAAGACGCAAUCCUGAGCACGGACCCGCGCGUGCGUGCCGUCUUCCCUCAGCAGGGCUCCUCUCUCGGGAAAUUUGUCAAGCCUGCUGUUCUGAUGGCCAUGGAUUGUUGCAGUCAGGAGGAGAUUUACUUGCUCAAGUGCCUGGUGGCUUCUGGGCAAGAGCAUUUGUUGGACACUCCGGUUGCCUGGGCUGAAGGGUGGGACUCGAUCCGGGAAAAGGCACAUUACCAAGGCAGUGCUAAGGCGGAGUCAGUAGGAGGAGGCGGAGGGGGAGUGAAGGAAGCCUUUUCUAUGCUCGCGUCCAUGAUCGACGGCUGGGAUGCGCAGCUGGACACCUCGCGUUCUGCGCUCCCCGCAUUCCUCGCCGGAUUCGACAACCCGAGCGUGUUUCCCGCUCCGCUUAUGGACCUCAUUGACUGGGAGGACCGCCGCUCGGCGCGCAGCAGUGCAGUUAGCUUUGGAGGGGAAUCGCAGGAGGAGUCGUCGUCUCUGUCGUCGACGCUGUUCGCGCAGUUUAUGGAAGGGCUGGAGUAUCCGAGUGUGUUCGGCGCUCCGCUGCUGGACCUGGUUGACUGGGAGAAGCAGUGGCAGUCGGAUGAUGGGCCAGGCUCCCCCAGCAGCAGUAGCAGCAGUGGUUUUGCGAGCGACGGUGGUAGCAGCAGCAGCGGGUGGGAGGAUAAUGGUGGUUCUUUGAGGGACCAGGAGCCACGCGCGCAGCUUCAGAGUCUUCUGGCCAUGCUGCGGCGAGUGGAGAAGUUUUACGACGGCAUUGGCGGCAUUCUCGGGUACCAGUCGACGUGUCUGGACCUCAUUCAACAGUCCGUUGCUGCAUCGCAACAAGCAGCAGCAGCAGAACACGCAGCUGCCGUAGCAGCAGGAACCACAGCAACUCCGGCAACGUCUCCAGCAGCAGAGACGACCACCAGCAUCGCCAAUGAAAGGGAAAACGAAAGACCCGGGUUCGAAUCCCAGCGACGGAUUUAUAUGCCCCCUGGCCAAGACCUGGCCAGUGAUCCGGAGUUUGCCUCCCAGGCAGCUUUUUGGGGCCUUGAGGGGCUGCCUGCAAUGGCGGAGAUCUACCCCUUGGGAGGCGCGGGAGACAGGCUGGGACUGGUGGACGAGGCGACAGGAGAAAGCCUGCCAGUGGCAAUGCUGCCCUACUGCGGCCGCACGCUGCUGCACGGGCUACUGCGAGACCUGGAGGCGCGGGAGUAUCUGCAUUGCCGAGUGUUUGGCGAGCACCACGUGACCCCAGUGGCCAUCAUGACAAGUGCGGCCAAGAAGAAUCACCAGAGGGUGUUAGCUCUGCUGCAGCAGCACAACUGGUUCGGCCGGGGAGAGCACAACUUCCGGCUCUUCCAACAGGUGUGCUUCUUGUUUCCAGAUGCUUUGCCACUGGUGCCAACGGUCGCAGCGGAGGAUGGCAGGUGGCUGACGAGCGGCCCUCUUUCGCCCGUGCUCAAGCCAGGCGGCCACGGGGUAAUCUGGAAGCUCGCAGCCGACGAGGGCGUGUUUGAUUGGCUGCGUGCUAAAGGGCGCAAGGCCGCAGUGAUCAGGCAGAUCAGCAACCCGCUGGCAGCAACGGACAUGACUCUCCUGGCGCUCUCCGGCGUUGGUCUGCACGGCAACAAGAAAUUCGGCUUCGCCUCUUGCGACCGGAAUGUGGGCACAGCAGAGGGUGUGAACGUGCUGGCAGAGCAGCAGCAGGCGGACGGGUCAUGGUCCUAUGGCCUCACAUGCAUUGAAUACACCGAGUUUGACAAACUCGGCAUCAGCGACGCGCCUGUUGCUCCCGGCAGCAGCCGGUCCAAAUACCCUGCCAACACCAACGUGCUCUUUGCUGAUUUGCACGCUGUGGAAGCAGCUGUUCUUGGGGAGACUGCUGGUGGGAGUGGUGCAGUGGGAUGUGUGCGGGCCUGUGUGGCCCUGACAGCACCGUUCAUACUGACACUCUGA